Corapipo altera (White-ruffed manakin) is the source of this 4532-nucleotide messenger RNA. RefSeq names its product GrpE like 2, mitochondrial (gene GRPEL2). The transcript is spliced from 4 exons. Gene Ontology annotation, biological process: protein folding; protein import into mitochondrial matrix. Gene Ontology annotation, molecular function: adenyl-nucleotide exchange factor activity; protein homodimerization activity; protein-folding chaperone binding. The coding region runs from base 69 to 743 and encodes 224 amino acids. Lineage: Eukaryota; Metazoa; Chordata; Aves; Passeriformes; Pipridae. Gene Ontology annotation, cellular component: PAM complex, Tim23 associated import motor. The record is from RefSeq and is a predicted model, not a curated record.
AGUUGUCGGCGGCGCCGGCGCAUCGCGGCCGCCUCAUCCCUCCAUCCCGCCCGGCGCUCUGCGGGGCCAUGGCCGCCCGCUCCCUGCGGCGCUUCGGGACCCUCCUGCCGGUCUGCGGCUCGGCGAGGCAGGGCAGUUUGCAUUUCAGAGGGUCCCCCUGUGUUUUCAGCACUGCAGCUCAGCAGAGAAGUACAGGAGAUGAGUGUGGCCCAGAAGAUCCCCAUGACGAGCCCAAGCAUCCCCUUUCUGACUGUGCCUUGGAGCACAAAGCCAUCAAAUUGGAAGAACAAGUCCGAGAUUUGACUGAGCGAUACCGGAAAGCUUUGGCAGAUUCCGAGAAUGUCCGGAGGAGAACACAGAAGUUUGUGGAAGAUGCCAAGCUCUUUGGGAUCCAGAGUUUCUGCAGGGACCUCGUGGAGGUAGCAGAUAUCUUGGAGAAGACUGCCGAGAGCGCCGCGGGAGAAGCGGAGCCCAGUAACCCAAACCCAGCCCUGAAGAAGAUCUACGAAGGCCUCUCCCUCAUAGAGGCCAAGUUGCAAAGUGUGUUUGCCAAGCACGGCCUUCAGAAGAUGAACCCUGUUGGUGGCAGAUACGACCCCUACGACCACGAGAUCGUCUGCCACGUCCCGGCCGAGGGGAUGCAGCCGGGCACGAUCGCGCUGGUGACGCAGGACGGCUACAAACUGCACGGCCGCACCAUCAGACACGCGCUUGUCGGCGUGGCCGUGGAGUCACAGGAGUGACCUGGGCUCCCCCACUGCCAUCUGGGACCUUCCUGAGCUGGGGACCACCCCCCAGCACUCAGAGCUGCAGCUGCAUGUAUUUACUUAUUUAUUGAGCUAGGUUUGUAUCGUAUGAUGGCUUCUUGAUAGUGUGUGCGGUCAUUUUGCCAUUGAUUCGAAGGUACUUGUGUAUUUAAUAAUACUUUCUGGGGUCCAUGGAGUAAUAGUAGAAGUCCUGCUAUUUGUCAGAAACGUGGCACUGUAGCCCCUUUCUCCUUUUCUCAUUUCUCCAUUAAGAUUUGUAUGGGGAAGAGAUAUGGGAGAGAAAGGGAAAUUCCCUGAGAGCUAAGGAAUCUUGUCUCCCAGCUCCAUCUCUGAGACAGACUCCUGCAGUGGCCUUCAGGGAAGUAACUUCUCUGCCUUGGUUUCCAUAGCUGUAUUAAGGGACUAUAAUAAUACUUACUGACCUACCUCACAGGGAUGUGGUGAGGCUUUUCCUUUGUAAAGCACUCGGAAAAGUCCAAAGGGACAAGUGUCAUUAUCAGCUGGUUUUGGUGUCUUCCCUUGUCCCCAGGCCCCUUGGAUGGGGAUGAAGAUGAUCACUUGAAAUGACAUUUAGGGGCAGCUUUUUCUUAUGUUGCUUCAGGAAAACAAUCCUGAAUUCAUGGAAUCUCUGUCAUACAACAGAUGAAUAGAGAUGAGUGUUUAAAGAGAAUUCUGUUGUUAGGUCAGACUAACGUAUUAGUAUUUCUUCUCCAGGUAAAAUUUCACCUUGCCUCUUUGCCCAAAUGUAAAACAGGGAAUAGUGAUUUGUGUUGGGGGCAAAAAACUGUUCUCAAAUCUCUUAUUCUCCAACCAAAAUGUAUAUUUUAGAGGAGAGUAAUUUCUCUUCCCUGAUGGGUAUUUGUGCAGCUUUCAAGCAUGAUAAACUAUGUCCUCUUUGUUGCAGCUGCUGGCAAAAUGGAGAUGUACCCUUAAGCAGGAAAUCUGGACUGCUCUAUUUUCUCAGCUCUCCAGUAAUGAUCCUCAGAUAACACUAACUUCCAGUUCCCAUUCAGAUUCUACUUUUGCGUGGUCACAGUAAAUAUUAAACCUUUUGGGUUUUGAUGCGAGGAGGAAAAUCUUCUCUGCUAAAAGUCUCAAGUGCCCUUGAACCAAUUUUAGCAGCGGUGACAAGGAAGCAAGAGAAGCAGAAGGCUGAGGAAGCGAAAGCUGACCUCGAGCUGUCCUCUUAGUUGGAGGCACGUUGUUGUCACAGCAUAUGUAUUUCCCAGUGGCCCUAUUGCCUGGGAGUCCAUUUGUCUCAGCUGAAAGGAUGCAGUCACUGAGGAAGAUCAGAGUUUUAACCCUUUGCAGAGCAGCAAGCAGUCAAAUGACAGAAGAACAGAUAGUCCAGCUAUGGUGUGCACUACACAAAACCAGGAAUGGUUGUUUUCAGGUUGUUUCUGCCUGAUUUGUUAAUUGCUGCCUUUUGACUUUUUGGAAUUGGAUCCAUGGCCCAACAGAUCCACUUCCAAAAACGUUUUAUUUAUAGUGGAUGCCAUCACUGGUUUGGAAGAAAGCUUGUUCUUCUCCCAUUCUUUGCAGGCUUUGGUUGCAAAACCCUUUUGUGGUGGACUUCAAGAUCAGUGCAGCUAUCAACAGUCUUUCAUCUCGGAGACUGUGUGCAGCUAGUGGGUUGUCAUUCCAGAAAUUUAAGGAAGAUGCACAUUUCUAAGAUGCUCCAUGCAACCUGUUUUAGUGCCAAGUGUGGAGUGACUUGGUAGUGGAUACCUUUUGGAGUGUGGGUUUCUGCCUCUGCUUAGUAUGUUCUCAGGGUGGUACUUGAGAUUUCAACCCUGAAACUGCUUCCUGGAAGGAUUAGCUCACUUUGAACUAACUUCUUGUUUUAACACAUUGUUGGGAAUUUCAGAGAUAAACAGAACUUCCUGUUCAUUGUUUUGCUGGUGUCUGUGCUGACCAGGUCACCAGGGUACGCUGUUUCUCCAGAAAGGCAUAGAAAAAAUAUGAAGUGUGGCAAUGCAAGUCUUGCUUUUCUCUCUCAAAACUGUCUCCAGCCUGUUCUGAGGAAACUCUGUCCUCAGCUGGAAGAAGCAAUUGGGUUCUCUGCUGCCUCUUCAGCCUCUGCUAUAUCAGCUGAGUCUUUUUGCAAUAUGAGGAGAGAGCUGGUUAUGGAAACUAACUUUGAAUGUGAAACUUUAGUUAUAAGGAACCAAACAAAACAAAGGCAUUUUACACAACAGGUAGGUUUCAGUCAUAGAAAGGCUGCAGCUUACCUGAGCCAGAUUUAAAAGUAGUGUGUGACCAGAAGUGAUGGGAUCCAGAUCUUCCUUAAACUCAUCCAUGAAGCCACUAGACUCUGAAAUUAUUCUGCAGCUACUCUGUCCAACGUGGGACUGUUUGCAAAUCCUGCCUGUCUCCUCAGCCAGUACCUAUCCAUUUUUGCCUUAAAGAAAUAUCCUAAAAUGCACUCCAGACCUUCUGUCUGUACUAAGAGAAUAUUGAUUCAGCUUGUGUAUCUGGGAUCCACUUUCACCGAGGCACUGUUGUGUGGUGGAGCAGGAAUCUGAGGGAUCCAGUUCCUGUGCAGUCUUUCCCACCCUCACAGAAGCCCUGUUUAAUUUUGGGCAAGCUAUUUUCCCAGUUGAACCUAUGGAACUUCUAAAGGAUCCUAUCUGGCUUUUAUGAUACCCAUUGCUGAGAGACUCUUUCAGAGAUAUUACCAAAGAGAUAAAUCCUGUAGCUGUUGUUGGUCCUAGUUUCUGCUUCCUUUGGAUGGUGAAGUGAAAAUGAAAUAACCAAACCUGGAUUCCAUCACAGAAUCCAGAUUUCCUAGGCAAAAUUUUAUUCUCUUGCCUUUCAAGCACACUUAAUGAUCUCUUCUGUCAUGGAUGAGAUUGUGUAAGGGUGGGUGUAAGAAUUUCUCCUCUGUAGGUCUUUGCUGCCUUGUCUGCCCUGUUUGUGUAACUCUUGCAGAGAGGAGAUUGACGCAUGAGCUGCUUCUCUCCAGUCACUUUAUCCAAUGACUGACUGUUUAAUAAAACACAGGAAUACAUUAGCAGGGAGGGAAUAUCAGAGGAGAGGAAGUGUCAUGUUCUUCUUAGUAAUUUCUGCUCAGUUUGCCCAGCCACGAAGAGCUGGAGCUGGGAAUGCAGACUACUAGACAAGAUGUGGUGGUGCGCGGACCUGCAUUUCCACCCUUGGGAAGUGGGCAGCCACCCUGAAUAUGGGCAUUUGCCACCUUCUGUGGCCUUGCCAUGCCCUGUCGGCAGGACCUGUUUGAGUGGAUCCCCUGGACAAGUCUCCAGCGCCACUGUCAUGAUCAUGGCAAUGUCUCAACUGACCAGAAGCAGUGCAAAAUGUGAAUGUCACUUCGUGAACCUUGACUUCUCAGUGCUUCAGCAGCAGAGCUUCUGUUGAAAAAGCUGUGAUCAGUCAAUAGCUAUUAGCAGUCCCUUAAUUAAAAAAAAAAAAAAAUUAUUUAAGUUUUAUAUUGUGAAUAUUGUAGUAUUUUUUUAUUUUAAAACUUUAGGUGUUUUGAUAUUACUUGCAAAGUCAAAUGAACAAAGCGUUGCUAAUCUCCAAAAAUCUAAAUCCAUUUAGUUGGUGGGAAACCUGUAAAUAUUGUAUUUUUUUUUGUGUAUUUCUGUGCUCUUUUUUUACCCAAAGGUUCUGGCUGUAUGAAAGACAGAGACCGACACGUGGGAGAGGUGCAAGUAGUUGACAACAACAUUUGAGUUAAUGUUGGAAAGGGCUGAUUUCCUUUAGAUGUCCAGAUACUGUCCAUUUGCAAAUAAAACAAAGGAAUUG